AUGCCUGACUCGGACUUGAACCGCUUUCAUCCCUCCACCCCAAUGCUCCCUCUACCAGGUUCCCCCUCCUUCUCCUGGGCCACCUUCCGCGGACGGUUUCAAGCUCUCUUCAACGGUGCGGAUCCACGAAUAUGCGCCGCCUUCUGGCUUUUCGGUCUAAUAAACAAUGUCCUCUACGUAAUAAUCCUCUCCGCAGCCCUCGACCUAGUCGGCCCCUCAAUCCCCAAAUCCGUCGUGCUCCUUGCCGACGUCGUCCCCUCCUUCAUCAUAAAGCUAUGUGCUCCCUACUUCAUCCACGCAAUCCCUUACCCAAUCCGCAUCCUGAUAUUUGUCACCCUAUCAGCAUCCGGCAUGCUCCUUAUUGCCCUCUCGCCAUCCUACAUACCAACCUCCACCCCCGCCAAACACGUCUCAGCCUCCUACUUCACCUCCGUCUUCAGUCCCGCAAACCCCAUCUCAACCAAAAUGCUCGGCGUAAUACUCGCCAGCCUGUCCAGCGGUGGCGGCGAGCUAAGCUUCCUGGGCCUAACGCACUAUUACGGGCCUUUCGGUCUUGCGGCGUGGGGGAGCGGGACGGGUGCAGCGGGCCUUAUUGGGGCGGGAGCGUACGCGCUGGCGACGACGACGUUUGGGUUUAGUGUGAAGGUUACGUUGUUGUUUUCGGCGGGGUUGCCGUUGGUGAUGCUUGUGAGCUUUUUUAUGGUGUUGCCGUUGGCGCCGUUGAAAUCUGCGGUUAAGAAGAGUGGGGGAUAUAGGGCUGUUGAUGAGGACGAGGGGGAGGGCGAUGUGGAUAGUGUUUUGGGGAGGGGGCACAGGAGCAGGGGGAUGGAUGAUGGGCAUGUGGGUGGUGUGAGUGUGAGUGAGAGGGAAGGGCUUAUGGGGAGGGAUUUAGAAGUUGUAAGGGAGGAUGAGGGUAAAAUUGUUAAUGGGGGAGGGGGGGAUAUAUCUUGGAUGCAGUUCAAGGCAAAUUUGAAGAGGGCGAAGGGGCUAUUCUUUCCAUUCAUGCUCCCCCUCCUCCUCGUCUACAUAGCCGAAUACACCAUAAACCAAGGCGUUUCCCCAACCCUUCUCUUCCCACUCUCCUCAACACCCUUCAGCCACUUCCGGGCCUUCUACCCAGCCUACAACGCCAUAUAUCAAACGGGCGUCUUCAUCUCCCGCUCCUCAACCCCCUUCUUCCGCAUCCACGACCUCUACCUCCCCUCCUUCCUGCAAGUGAUCAACCUAGUCAUCCUCGUAGCGCAUGCGCUCUUCAACUUCCUGCCCAAUGUGUAUGUGGUAUUUUUGAUCGUGUUUUGGGAAGGGUUGUUGGGUGGCCUUGUGUACGUGAAUACGUUUGCGGAGAUCACGGAGAAGGUUCCGAAGGAGGAGAGGGAGUUUUCGCUGGGGGCGACGACGGUGAGUGAUUCGGGGGGGGUUUGUGUGGCGGGGUUUUUGGGGAUGGUUGUUGAGGUUUGGCUGUGUGAUUGGCAGGUGAGGAGGGGUAGGGGUUAUUGCAGGCAGUUAUAG
Paracoccidioides lutzii Pb01 is the source of this 1509-nucleotide messenger RNA. Its product is annotated as Golgi integral membrane protein (Cln3). The coding region runs from base 1 to 1509 and encodes 502 amino acids. The record is from RefSeq and is a predicted model, not a curated record. Gene Ontology annotation, biological process: regulation of intracellular pH. Gene Ontology annotation, cellular component: vacuole; membrane. The transcript has 3 exons.